This is a messenger RNA of Heterobilharzia americana, 2067 nucleotides long. The record is from the annotation of a GenBank genome assembly. Lineage: Eukaryota; Metazoa; Platyhelminthes; Trematoda; Strigeidida; Schistosomatidae.
AUGAAUGUUGAGCUAUCCGAAGUGGCUGCCAAGUCAGCAGCAGUUAAACUCACUUGCCACACAUCUGGCUACCGGAGCACUUGGGAAUGGGGAAUAUCUCGGUCUCUAUGGAGCAUCAAAAACUCAUCACUGUAUUGGUGUAUCGCACCUGUGCGCUUAAAAACCCUUUCCGAAAAAGGCAUUCACCCAAUAAAGGCUGCCUGUGGUUACGGCUUCACAACGUACAUUUGUGAGAGUAGUUAUUCUGAUUUUUGUGUUUACGGAUGUGGAAUCAAUAGUGACGGACAAUUGGGGUAUCAGUCAACUGGAAUCGAAGGUAAACUUAGUUCUGGUGAUCUGGUAAAUGUUGUUCCUGAACCUGUGAAAUUGGAUAUAUGUCUUACUAACACAGAAAAGAAAACAUAUCGUCCUUCUCAUGUGGCCUGUGGUCGAGCACAUACUAUUAUUUCUUAUGAGAAUUUCAAGGAGUCAACUGAAAGUACACCUCCACUUAUUUUCAGUUUGGGCAAUAAUGUCUUUGGACAGUGUGGCCGAGAAAUGAUUGCAGGUGAAAAAUACGGUCAGGAUACUGGAGUUGUUACGAAAAUUUUUGUACCACCUGAAAUCAAAUCUGUUAAAAAGAUUGUUUGCGGUCAAGAUCAUAGUAUGUUGCUUAGUUCAGAUGGUGUGGUUUACUCGUGUGGACUUGGGUCAGAUGGUCAAACAGGUUUGGGUCAUUAUGAUCCAGUCGAUCGAUUUACUCCGGUUAAAGGUGCAUUAAUGAAUGAACGCGUCUGCUUGCUAUCAUCUCGUGGUGAUACUGUACUUGCGCUUACUGAAUCAAAUAAACUCUAUGCCUGGGGCAAUAAUGAAUACGGUCAAAUAUGGCCAUUUGAUCAAAAUGUACAAGUCGCAGAACCUGUUCAUUUGAAUUUAGAUCAUUGUAUUGUUCCAACAGAAUCUAAUGUGUCUGCUGAUAGUGUUCAUAUAGGAGAGGUACAAUCGAUUGCUUGUGCGGGUUCCAUGUGUUGUAUUGUCAAUAAAAUUGGACAGGUUUUCGUUUGGGGUUAUGGCUGCAUUGGACUAGGUCCAAAAGUGAACUUUUCACCACGUCCUACAUUGAUCCCUCCUGGUUUAUUUAUGCCAGCCGUUGUAGAUAGUCCAUCUCGUGUAAAUUAUAUUUCAGCUGGCUUACAUCAUUUUAUUGUUCAAAAUACUGAUGGUCUAUUAUGGGCAUGGGGAGCACCACGAGGUGGUUUGUAUUGUUUAGGCUUAGGUACACAAGUGUCAAAGAAUGCUGAUAAUCAAACUUAUCCAAUGCCAUUGCUUCUUCCAAUCAAAUCUACAAGAGUAGCUUGUGGUGUUGAUCAUACUGUGAAGUGUUUUUAUCAAAAAGAUUGUUUAUUCAUCACAGUAGGUGGCUCCAACUUUGGUACACGUUUUAUAAGACGUCAAGAAUUUGAGCGUAGACUUUGUGAAGGAGAAAUUUUAGGACAUCACAAUAAUUUUAUCCACAAACUUUAUAUUGUUGCUUCACUGUGCAGUUUCGCAUGGGAUAAACACAACGCUUAUGAAAUAUUAGGAGUGAACAAGUCGGCAACGAUUGAUGAGAUUAAAUCAGCUUAUUAUACUUUAUCCAAGAACUUACAUCCAGACCGACUUGCGCAUUCUAAUCCAGAUAAGAUGAACAACGAAGAAUUUCAGUUAUUGUCUGCUGCCUAUAUGUUACUCAAGAAUACAGAAACUCGAUCACAGUAUGACCAGUAUAUAAGAACUCGUUGUUGGAUACAGCAAAACAAAAAUGAUAUUGUAACAGAUUUCGAUGCUGAAUUUCUACGUGCUCGUGAGCUGUUCAUGCGACGUCAGAGAUCUCGAAGUGACCAAUUUCGGUACAAAGCUGAUGUGAUUGAUACAUUUAAGAGUCAAGUGAAAACAAAUAUGGAUCCACUAAGAGUAUCAAAUUACCGUCAUCACUCUUUCAAGCGACAGCACCAACAAAAAGAAUCUUCUUCAUACUUAUUACGAUAUAAUUUUCUAGCUGUUACACUAAGCAUAGUUUUAAUAUAUUUCAUGUCAAAGUUGAAGUGA